Hirsutella rhossiliensis is the source of this 243-nucleotide messenger RNA. RefSeq names its product cysteine-rich TM module stress tolerance domain-containing protein. Bases 1 to 243 code for a protein of 80 amino acids. The record is from RefSeq and is a predicted model, not a curated record. NCBI's taxonomy places the organism in Eukaryota, Fungi, Ascomycota, Sordariomycetes, Hypocreales, Ophiocordycipitaceae. The transcript has 4 exons.
AUGUCGCAACCGUACGGCCAGCCUCAAGGCGGCUACUACCCGCAGCAGCCCCAGGGCGGAUACCCCCCCGGCGGCCAAGGCUAUCCGCCUCCUCAGCAAAUGCAAUACCAACAAGCACCGCCGCCGCCGCCCCAGCAAGAAAAGAGCCAUGGCUGCCUCUAUACCUGUAUCGCCGCCAUGUGCUGCUGUUUCCUCUGCGGCGAGAGCUGCGAAUGCUGCCUCGACUGCCUCGACUGCUGUUGA